CACACGACCGUUGUUUUAAUUUGAAAAUCGUUUAUUUAAUAUUCUUCGAUCAGAGUGAAUUAUAAAAACGUUUGAAUUACCAUGGCAGAGUUUCAGACACCCGUGAAGAAAGUAAAUAAGGCGUUGGAUGAGAAAAUAACGAUUCCACCAUCACCUUUUCUGAAUCGCCUGGGAUAUGGAACUGGAGUAAAUGUGAUGCAGUUAGUACGGUCCCCCCGAGCUGGGCAGAUCCGCUCACCGUGGGCGCUCAAGAUGCUCAAUAAGCGUGUGAAGCCCUGCAGAGUCUACACCGAGCGUCUCCAAGCCGAAGCCGAGCUCCUGCAACGCAUGUCCCACCCAAAUAUUGUCGGCUUCAGAGCUUUCAGCAAAGGAAAGAUCUUGUAUUUAGGAAUGGAAGCCUGUGAUCUGUCACUUGGAGACAUGAUUGAGAAGAGAGUGGAGGACAAUGUCGGGCCAUUUGUGCCUAGACAGAUUCUGAAGGUAGCAGCUGACAUAGCCAGUGCACUGGACUACUUGCACACCAAGAUGCAGAUCCUGCACGGAGACAUGAAGUCGUACAACAUCCUUGUCAACGGAAACUUCAUGGUCUGCAAGCUCUGUGACUUCGGAGUCACGCUGCCUUUGGAUGAGUAUGGAGUCUUUGACAAGGAGAAAGCGGGGAAGGCUGUGUAUUUUGGCACUGAAGCAUGGAGCGCCCCAGAGGUUAUCAAUGGCGGCGAGAUCACCUCCAAGACGGACGUGUGGUCGCUGGGGCUGACACUAUGGGAGAUGAUGGCGCUGCUUCCGCCGCACACGCAGAUAGAUGAAGACUUCGACUAUAGCAUGGAAGAGGAGAUGGAUGACAGUGUCGGUGAUCAUUUCUAUGAGAGAUAUGGUACCCGCCCCCCGAUCCCGGAGAACAUAUCUGAGCAGAAGUAUGCAGACCCCUUGGCUCUAUUCUACUGCUGCACAGAGACCAUGCCGGCCAUGCGACCGAAUGCGGCGCACCUCGCGAUAGCUGCUGAGGAUAUGAUGACGCAGACAAGGAACUUAAUCGGGAAUAAGUGAUGGUUAUUUAGCGGAAGGAGAAUGUUGGAGGGCAAGUUAUUAUCAUUAAGCUCAUCAGUUUGAGAUCUGUCGUGUGGGUUGCUAACCACACCAAUCGUGGUGGCAGGGUUAUUAUUGAGCCGCAAGAGCCCCAGAUAUGGCAAAGAUAGUAAACAUAUAAUAUACAUAGCAAGAUAUAUUCACAAAAAAAAUAUAUUAAACACUUUUAAAUAAAUAACAUGUAAAAAUUAUACUUACCAAUUUCUUGGCAAAAAAAAAUACAAGAUAUUAUAAUAUUACAAGUUACACUCAUUACUCCGAGUGUUCUUUUAAAUUCCAAACUCCACUCCAAUGCUUUAAUAUUGAGUCUGGAAAUCUCGGCCUUAGGAGGUUAAGAUAUGAUACGAGUUAUCUCACUCACUCUUAAAUAAUUCGCUUUACUUAUUUUAUCUUAAGCAGAUAAUAAAGUCUCUUAGUAGGGGCCACAAGGCUACAAAUUAACUAAGUAUUAAUCUAAAAUAGACCAUAGAAGUAAUCAACAAAUUCAUUGAAAGGAAAUCUUUCGCAGAGCAUGUUUUAUCUCUCACACACCACUGUUUGGGGACCACUGUAGUUAACUAUAUAUUUCUGAAACUUGAUAGUACAUUUUAUAUUAUUUUAUAGCACCAAAUAUGGGAUACUAAAACAACAAAAUCAUAUUUAAAAAACAACUAUAUUUCAGUAACAUAAAUAAAAAUUUCAACAACUAUUAUGCGUUUAAUCUAGUAUAAUACAAGUUCAGUUGCCUGAUAUAACUAACCAAAUUCCUUAUGAUAACAUUUAUAUUAUGUAAAAAAUAAAAUAUGUGUGUAAAAAUCUAAAAUGUAGAUCUCAUAUGAGAUUCCGAAUAAUUUGAGAUUAUAGUUACAAUAAUGUUAGUACAUAAUCUUGAGCGAUCUUUCGUUACAAUACGCAAGUGAACUUCGAUUUUAUGUCUUAAAUAUUUAUAACAAAAAUGUACUUAUUAUGAAAUUAAAACAUACUUUAUAGACAA
Pectinophora gossypiella (pink bollworm) is the source of this 2059-nucleotide messenger RNA. RefSeq names its product lymphokine-activated killer T-cell-originated protein kinase. Gene Ontology annotation, cellular component: cytoplasm. Gene Ontology annotation, molecular function: protein serine/threonine kinase activity; ATP binding. The coding region runs from base 82 to 1047 and encodes 321 amino acids. Gene Ontology annotation, biological process: protein phosphorylation. The record is from RefSeq and is a predicted model, not a curated record. The transcript has 5 exons. NCBI's taxonomy places the organism in Eukaryota, Metazoa, Arthropoda, Insecta, Lepidoptera, Gelechiidae.